CACAGGUCUCCCCGGGUGUCGCCUGUCUCGAUGGUCACCCUCAGAAUCAAAUGAAAGAGGAAACAGGAAAGUGAUUUGAGAAGACUGCACGAGUACCAGAGAUUAGUUUGUUGAUACUUGUCUCUCUCACAUUGCCUCUUGCCCUGUGAGAGAUACAGAUGAUGCUCUGAAAAUUCCGGUCGCAAAGAAGAUGGAUGGAAAUUUCAUUUGCUUGUAGGUAGACGGAAAUGUCAGUGGGUCUGGCCAGGCACUAGGGGUUAGUGGGGGGCUGCUUCUUUGAGAUUAAGGGAGAGAUGGUCUCCAUUCAGCAUGGGAUCCUCAUGGUGCCUGUCCCUGACUGUGGGAGGCAAGUUGAGGGGGCAGGUGGGGAGAUCUGGAGCACUGUGGCUUGUUCUAGACUUCACAUGAUAUUCAAAACCGUGGAGUUGGUGCUCUCUGGUAGUGAGUUCCCUGUCACUGAAGAUAUUCAAACAGAGGCUGGAUAUGUAUCUGUCAGAGUUAUCAUGGAGGAGAUUGCUGCUGUGAGUGGGAAUUUGGGUCCUUCUAUGGUAGGUGACCUUUACUUACUAAGAUAAAUGGAAAAUGCUCUCCCAAGCGUUACUUCAUGCGCUGUGUCAGUGUUGAGUGUAGAGUGGAUGCAGACAGAGGCCUGCAUUGUCAGGGUCCCACUUGGUUCCCCCAGCCCCUUGAGGAACUGUUUCAGGCAUGGAUUGAUCUAGCAAGUCACUUGCCAAAUGAAGGAUCAAACUAUAGGAACCAUGUGAAGGUGGGGACCCUUAGGCUGAGUACUCUGGCAGCUUUUAUGUAUGUAUGUACUAGUAUGUAUGUAUGUAUGUAUGCAUGCAUGUAUUCAUGCAUGCAGGAACACAGUCCCCCACUACCACAAAUUAUGCAGUGGAGUUUCCCACAUUAGGGGAAAUCGCAGGAGGCAGCACAUCCAUAGUGCAAUGGAUAAGCCUGGCCCUGGGAAAACUACCUUCGUGGUCAUGGUAGCUCUCCUGCCAGGUAGACACUUGGGUUCUUUCCACCUUUCCAGUAUUGUGAAUAAUGCUGUAUUGACCACGAGUGUACAAGGAUCUGUUGGAGCCCAAACAAGGUGCUGACUGCCGCCCUCACAGCAACACCCUCCCCCAGACAGACAAGCAGUGUCUGCUUUCCCUUGGCUUUAUGGAACUGGCUCUCUGGGGCGGUCACAUGCCCUUAGGAAAAUUGCAUCAAACAGCAUUCGAGGAGGCGACAGAAGGCUUUGGAACCCCUGCGCCACUGGAAAUGGAUCUCUGUCCCUCCACCCUCUGACUUACAUCACAUCGUCAGUUGUGUCUCUUAGCUCCCCCCUUCCCUCUCCCAUCAGCAUUCUGCCUCUUCCAGGGGUCUGGGAAGGUUAAACUCCGAGCCAUUGACCUCAAAGGUCGGACAUAGAGGGUUUUCCUUAACUCUUAGGGCUUUAUUCUCCUGACCUUUGGGGAGGGGCUGAAAUGUAUGUCUGUGGUUCUCAAAUAGGGUUCUUGUUGCUUGGCCCUGAAAACUCCCUCGUUCAGAAAACUGAGACAUGUCAAGGUCAUUGACUUGCUUCAGACUUUGGAUCAAGUGAGUGCAAAUACUGGGAAGACUCAGAUCCCAGACCUAACUCAAGGGCCGUCCCACUUUCCCCCCCUGCUACCCCCGCCUGUGACCCACAUCAUAUGACCUCAGGACUGCUGAGGGAGAGACCAGGCCCUGCCUGCUGGGGCCUGGCAGCUGGCACAGCAGUGGCAGAGCCGGCUCCUCUCGGCCUCGCAGGGUCGGUGCUGCUUCCCCAUCACGCCCGCCCAGUUGCCCUAGUGACUGUGUGACCCUUCUCCCCCGCCCUCGCUGCCACCAGCCCUAUAAAUAGAGGCCAAGAGCAGCUGGGCUCUCUUGGCAGUCACCAUGAGGGCGCUGGUUCUGCUCUGCUGCUUUGUGGCGUCGCUCCUGCUCCCAGGACAAGCAGAACUGCAAGUUUCUGCUUCGGGUGGCACAGAAGAUGUUGGCAAUUUGUUGGAGAAUCAUUUCUCUGCUGGAGAUGCAAGUCUAGAGGAGAAGGAAAGGGCGCUUUAUGCAGAGGCGGCCCCUCAAGAGAAGAACCUGCUCCUUCACUCCCCAGAUGGCAGGGAGGCUGAGAGCUCGGAGAAGACUGCCACAGGGGCCUCCACCACUGCCCCCAGCCCAGGCUCUGACCCUGACGCCAGCCUUUCCAAUGCCUCAGCCUCAGCUCCCCCCGGGGACCCUGUGGAGCUACCAGGAGCAAGCGCCCUCCCUCCAGACGGGGAAGAGGGGACUGGGGAAGAAGGGAGGCCAGAGCUCAGUGCCAGAGAGGUCUCACCAGAGGAGGCGGAAGGACAGGCUGGGAAUGGCGUGGUCACUGAGGAAGCCAAGGAGGUCCUAGGGGACAGCCCUCCGCAGGGAGCAGCUGCGGGCACUGCAGAGCCUGAAGGCACAGGGGCCUUUCCUGUGGCAGUAGAGACAGCAGGCGAGGGCAUCCCAGGGCCUGAUCAGGGGCCAGAAGGGCCAGAUGGAGUCAUGGACGUGGACACAAAAGCCAGGGAGGGGCCUGAGGACCAGGGGGAGCCCGGCCCAGCUGUAGAGACAGGGGGCACCCAGGAGGACCGCCCCCUGGAGGGCCAGGCGCCAGGGAUGUUGCAGGAGGAUCUGGAAGCUGCAUCCUCUGAGGAAGAGGGUGGUGGCCUCAGCAGAGGCGAGGAAGGAGGAGUUCCAUCCCAAGAAGAAUCAGAAGAGGACAGCGGCUCUGGGGCUAGCUCAGAGGAAUCCGGGGGCACCUCCGAGGAAGCGGGGGAGCCCCAGGAAGCAGCAGGAGCCCCAAGCCCUGGGGACGAGGGGGCCCAGCAGAGCUCGGAGGAACCGAAUCCAGGGCCCGAGGGGGACGAGGUCCCGGAGGCCAAGGCAGAGGAGCCCGUGGAGGGGGCUCAGGAAGAGGCCGAGGAUGUGAGCGAAGAAGCCCCACUGAGGGAUCGCUCCCACAUCGAGAAAACGCUGAUGCUGGUCGAGGACAAGCCAGCGGACGAUUACUCUGCGGUGCUGCAGCGGCUUCGAAAGAUCUACCAUUCGUCCAUCAAGCCCCUGGAGCAGUCUUACAAAUACAAUGAGCUUCGGCAGCACGAGAUCACAGAUGGGGAAAUCACUUCCAAACCAAUGGUGCUGUUCCUGGGACCGUGGAGCGUUGGCAAAUCCACCAUGAUAAACUACCUCCUCGGGUUGGAAGACACUCGCUACCAGCUUUAUACAGGUGCUGAGCCUACCACCUCUGAGUUCACGGUCAUCAUGCAUGGGCCCAAGCUAAAAACCAUCGAGGGUAUUGUCAUGGCAGCUGACAGUACCCGGUCCUUCUCACCCCUCGAGAAGUUUGGCCAGAAUUUCCUGGAAAAGCUGAUUGGCAUUGAGGUUCCCCACAAACUUCUAGAGCGGGUCACUUUUGUGGAUACACCAGGCAUCAUUGAGAACCGCAAACAGCAAGAAAGAGGUUACCCCUUCAACGAUGUGUGCCAGUGGUUCAUUGACAGAGCUGACCUCAUCUUUGUCGUCUUUGACCCAACCAAGCUGGAUGUGGGUCUGGAACUGGAGACGCUGUUCCGCCAGCUGAAGGGGCGUGAAUCCCAGAUAAGGAUCAUCCUGAACAAGGCGGACAACCUGGCCACUCAGAUGCUCAUGCGGGUCUACGGGGCUCUCUUCUGGAGCUUGGCCCCGCUCAUCAACGUCACUGAGCCCCCAAGGGUCUACGUCAGCUCCUUUUGGCCACAAGACUACAAGCCCGAUACUCACCGGGACCUGUUUCUCAAGGAAGAGAUCUCCCUCCUGGAAGACCUGAACCAGGUGAUCGAGAACAGAUUGGAGAACAAGAUUGCCUUCAUCCGCCAGCAUGCCAUCCGGGUUCGCAUCCACGCCCUUUUGGUCGACCGAUAUCUGCAGACGUACAAGGACAAAAUGACCUUCUUCAGUGAUGGAGAGCUGGUCUUUAAGGACAUUGUGGAAGAUCCUGAUAAAUUCUAUAUCUUCAAGACCAUCCUGGCAAAGACCAACGUCAGCAAAUUUGACCUUCCCAACCGAGAGGCCUAUAAGGACUUCUUUGGGAUCAACCCCAUUUCUAGUUUCAAGCUCCUGUCCCAGCAGUGCUCCUACAUGGGGGGCUGCUUUCUGGAGAAGAUUGAGCGGGCCAUCACCCAUGAGCUCCCCGGCCUCCUGGGAAGCCUGGGGCUGGGGAAGAAUCCAGGUGCUCUCAACUGUGACAAAACAGGGUGUGGCGAAACCCCAAAGAAUCGCUAUAAGAAACACUAGGUUGUUGUGUGGCCAUUCUCGGGUUCCUGUUGGUGAAUGAGCUUGUGUUCUAACUGUCUGAGAAGUCCUGGUUUAUUAGCCCUUUGAGCCACACUGGCAAAGAAUCAUCACACAUUGGAGAUUUGGGAGUUCAUUGAAGCCAGUGGUGGGGGAAGGUGUGGGUCGAGGGAGGAGAGUGGAAACUGUGAAUUAUAGUUUGCUUGUCUCAUUGCUUCAAUUAGGAGGCCUGAUUGAGGCAAGUCAGGCCAUACCUGCUUUUCCUGGGUCCUAUCUUGGAGGGACAGAGAGCAGCUAAAUUCUAGGGUAUACUGAAUUGAUGAGCAUUAAAUAAGCUAAAAGCAGCUGAAGUUCCUUUCCCCCCUAUAAGCUGGGAAAAGAGAAGACUUGAGUCAGUAGGACUGUCCUGGUCCUUUGUGGCU
Messenger RNA from Myotis brandtii (Brandt's bat), 4727 nucleotides. RefSeq names its product sarcalumenin (gene SRL). Bases 1909 to 4308 code for a protein of 799 amino acids. Lineage: Eukaryota; Metazoa; Chordata; Mammalia; Chiroptera; Vespertilionidae. The transcript has 9 exons. Gene Ontology annotation, molecular function: GTP binding. The record is from RefSeq and is a predicted model, not a curated record.